Messenger RNA from Odobenus rosmarus divergens (Pacific walrus), 1215 nucleotides. Its product is annotated as histone-lysine N-methyltransferase SETMAR-like. The transcript has 3 exons. Lineage: Eukaryota; Metazoa; Chordata; Mammalia; Carnivora; Odobenidae. The coding region runs from base 31 to 558 and encodes 175 amino acids. The record is from RefSeq and is a predicted model, not a curated record.
CCGCCGCCGCCGCUGCUGCUGGAGAGAAGCAUGUCUGCAACUCGAGCCAAGAAAGUGAAGAUGGCCACCAAAUCGUGCCCCGAGUGCGACCAACAGGUUCCUGUUGCAUGUAAAUCUUGUCCCUGUGGUUAUGUAUUUAUUAAUAGGAAACUUCUAAAAGUAAAACACUCAGAGAAAUCAUCACCUUUUACAGAAGUGAACAGUACCGUAUCUUUGAAAGCUUUGAGAAUACUAUUUGUAUAUGAAUUUAAACUAGGACAUAGUGCAGCCACAGCAAGUAGAAACAUCAAUUCUGUCUUUGGAAAAGGCUCUGUUAGUGAAAGGACUAUCCGGUGGUGGUUUGAAAAGUUUCGUUCUGGGGAUCUGAGUCUGAAAAACGAGCCUCGAGGGAGACCCAAAUCUGUUUUAAAUGAAGAUCAGUUGAGAGCCAUGGUGGAAGCUAACCCCAAAACAGCAAUUCGAGGCCUUGCAGCAGACUUAGGGGUUUCUGCUACAACAAUUUCUCGACACCUGGCUGCAAUAGGAAAGGUGGAAAAAGUUGGACAAGUGGGUAGGUAACACCAACUGAUGGAUAAUCAUAAACUGAGAUGUUUAGAGAUGUGCUUAUAUACCUGAAGAUUUGAAAGAGCAGAGACCUAUUUUGGAGAAUAUCAUAAGCUUUGACAAAAAAUGAAAGUGGUCUGGACAAUGGUUGGAUGUUGAAGAAGUUCCCAAAUGUGUUAAAACCAUCAUUGCAACCAAAAAGAAGGUUCUGGUAACUGUAUGGUGGUCUGCAAAGAGAGUAUUUCAUUACUUUUAACUCAGGCAAAACUAACAGUAGCAUCUUAUUGUCAAGAAGCUGAAAUUAUGUAUCAAAAAUGGAUCUAAAAGCACUCUGCAUUGGUUAGCAGACAUGGAUGGACAUAUGCUUUUCCAUGACAUUUGGUCACUGAAACCCCAGACCACCAUAGGGAAUGACUGCAUUGGGCCAAGAACUUUUGCCAUAUCCAUCACACUCAUCUGACCUUUUUUCAACAGAUUACCACUCUGUCAUCAUUUGGAACUUUAAGAAACAGAACAUUCUCUGAUAGAGAACAGUAAUUGAAGGAUUUGAAUAAAUUUUAACAAUGCUGAAUUUUAUAAAUAUAUAGUAUUUGGAGAAAUUUAUCAUUGGGGGAAAGCAGUUAAUGCUAACUGCAUAUUUUGGUUGAAUAAAACUUUUCCUGAAAAAUACAA